AUGUUAGCUCUGGAAAGUAGCGGCCAAGAUGUUUCUACGAGUGCCGCUGCUUGGACGCUGCAUGUUGUUUUGAUUCAUGACUGGUGGGAGAAACGAUUGCAUUGUUUGCUGACUCACCAUCGUUUGCUGCAGAAAACUUGGAUAGAUCGUGUGAAGUCCAAACCGUUGCCGGAAUGUGUGGAGGCUGCGGUUAGAGUCAUGUUACGUCGCUUUUCUCCAUGGCGGCACCUUUUGGAAUUUCCAUACUGGUUCAAUGUAUGCUUUCCAUGUUUUCACUGGAGUGAAGAGGAAGUCAACGCUUCGCUUCGCGAUGAGGAGGCGCAGCGCACUGAUGUGGAAGUGGUUGCUUGUUCUGGUGCAGACGCAUAUGCGGAUGUCCAUCUGCAGACUCCUCCGCGCAAACGUUUGCGACCUGAUCCUGGUGUGAUCUCGCCAAGGACGGAAGCCAGGUAUUUUAGAUUGUCCUCUGAUGACCCUGCUGGAGCUUCGGAGCCAUUGGUGCCAGAUGAUUCUCCUGAGACCAAGAAAUUCAAGUUGUGGUAUCAAAGAGAAGUUUUCGUAUCAGAUGAGGAAAACGUACCAGACAUUCCUUCUCCAUGUGAUGUUUCCAGACCAUCUCUGCCUUCUUCCUCUUCAGCCCUUUUGCCGUCUUCCGGGCAUGAUGACCCAUGCGUCACUGACAAGAACAGCAAGCAGUAUAAGCGUGGCAAGGCAUUCUUGCGCCUUGGCCGUUUUGUCCACGAUGGCGACUACACCAAUUUCCUGCGCAUUUGCUACCUCAUAGGAAUCAAAACACCCAUGGAUUCAAUGGAGCAUCUCCUGGAAGGAGUCACUGUGAAGCGAAUGACUGCGUGGGCGCAAGACAUUCGUCUUGCACUGGCGACCUGUGAGUAUCUGGAUUCUACUUCAUUUGAGUUUCCUGCAGGCAUUCUUGAGUUUGACACAUGCACUGCCACAGUCCAACGCAAAGCAUCUCAGAGUGCGGUCCAACAUGCCAAACAAAAGCGUUACAAAGUGGAAAGAAAAGCUAACAAGUUUUUGAAGCGCAAGAGGAUGCCGGUGAUGAAGAGACCCGCGAGCAGUUCGAAAAAGACUAACAAGAUUUUUCGAGGACGUCACAUCGUAUUCAAGCUUCGCUGUGUCGACGGUUCCGUUGCGACCAAGCAAUAUGCUGUCCUACCGCUGCCGCCAAAAGUAGCAGACAAAGGCCCAGCUGCUGGUCCGGAAUCGCUAGCGGAAACUGUGAUUCCAGUCAUGUCGAAGUUGCGCAAGGGGCAACACUUGGCUGCCGCAGAUGGAAGUCGAUCGCUGCAAGCAGCAGCCAAGAUGGCUGGAACACCCAGCCUGCAAGGCGUUUCUCACAUACGCCACCUUUUUACUCCUUUGAGCACCAUUCCCAAAAAGGGACUCCGUACAGAUGAGGUCAGUCUUUUGAGACACUUGACCAAACAAGGAUGUUGCAAGGAAUCCCGUACUUCAUUUCUGCUGGUGGGUGGAGACAACGUGGCCGAGUCCUUGGCUGCUGUGACAAAGUCACAGCUGAGACGCCACGGAUUGCAGAAGGUUGUCAACGACCCCAUCGAACAUCGCAACGUUCUAGCAGUGCACUAUGUAAGCAAAAAGCCUGGUUUGGAAAGUGUCUUGAAUGCACUCACACGCUUCAAGGAGUUGGCAAUGAAAAGUUGCCGGCAGCCUGCGUUAGUCUUCAAAGAAGCACCGUGGGACGCCUGA
Molecule: messenger RNA, 1731 nt
Organism: Cladocopium goreaui
Lineage: Eukaryota; Dinophyceae; Suessiales; Symbiodiniaceae
Source: the annotation of a GenBank genome assembly